AUGGAUAAUUCAUUAUUCACAGCAACCCAUUUCGAUGUUAAAUAUUUACCUGAUAAUAAAACAGCUGUAGUUGAUAUUACAGCUUUAUCAAAUAUUGAUGCUAAUGUUACAGCUGAUGUGGAAUUAAUUGUUUAUGGUUUGAAUGUUUUAAAGACGAACAUUUCCUUCUGUAGUUUGAAUUAUGAAACCAUUUGUCCUUUUUCAACUGGUCAUUUGGAAAUUAGUAAAGCUUUCGAACUUACGAAUUCUCAAAUCGAUCAAAUUCCUUCAAUUGCUUAUACUAUUCCUGAUUUAGAUGCUAGAGUUAGAGUGGUAUUGGUUGAUUCUGAUAGUGAUGAAACUUUGGCUUGUGUUGAAGCUAUUUUAAGUAAUGGUAAAACUGUUCAAACAAAAUAUGCUUCAUGGCCUAUUGCUGCUAUUUCUGGUCUUGGUUUGAUUACCUCAGGGGUAGUGUCAGUUAUUGGUCAUUCUAAUACUGCUGCUCAUAUUGCAUCCAAUUCUAUGUCCUUGUUUAUUUAUUUCCAAAGUUUAGCUGUCACUGCUAUGAUGGCUGUUGCUAAAGUUCCACCAAUCGCUGCUGCUUGGGCUCAAAAUUUCCAAUGGAGUUUAGGUAUCAUUAAAUUGGGUUUCAUUCAAGAUAUUGCCAAUUGGUAUGUUCAAGCCACUGGUGGUACUUCAACUGAUAUUAUUGAUGUUGGAUAUUUAUCUAUUUCUGUUCAAAAAGCCAAGAGAUCAGUAUCUGAAUUCUUAUUAAGUUCUUACGAUAAAACUCAAUUAUCCAACCAUUUAACUUUAUUCAAGAGAUUUUCUUUAUCUAUUGCAACUGAUGAUUUCGGUCAAGCUGAUAGUUUAGAUCCUGAUAUUUAUUCAACCAAUGAAAAAGCUGAUGAUUUGGUUUCAAAAAUUUUAGUUUUAAGAGGUAUUCAAAGAGUGGCUUAUUUAGCAGGUAUUGAAAUUACUUCUUUAUUUUUGACUAGUAUAAUCUUCUUGUUAUUCUUUGGAUUCGUUAUGGUUGCCCUUCUUAUGGCAUUCAAGGCCGUUAUUGAAAUUUUAAUUAGAAGUAAAAUGAUGAAUGAAGGUAAAUUCAAUGAAUAUAGACAACAAUGGGGUAAUAUCAUCAAAGGAGCCUUAUACAGAUUAUUAUUGGUUGCUUUCCCACAAGUUGCAGUUAUGUGUCUUUGGGAAUUAACUACUAGAGAUUCUGCUGGUACUGUAGUUGUUGCAGUUUUCUUAUUUAUCGUUGUUUUUGUUUUAUUAUGCCAAGCUGCCGUUAAAGUAUUUUUGAAAGGUAGAAGAUCAGUUUCUCAAUUCAAGAAUCCUGCUUACUUAUUAUUUGGUGAUGGUAAAUUCUUGAACAAAUUUGGAUUUGUUUAUGUUCAAUUCAGAGCUGAUGCUUACUUCUUCGUCAUUGUAACUUUGUUGUACGUUUUCUUGAAAUGUUUGUUUGUUGCCGUAUUACAAGGUCAAGGUAAAGUUCAAUCUGUUAUUAUUUUCGCUAUUGAAUUAAUUCAUUUAGUCGCUGUAUGCUACUAUAGACCAUUUAUGGAUAAAAGAACCAAUGCUUUCAAUAUAACUAUUGCAGUUAUUUCAACCAUCAAUGCUUUAUUCUUUAUGUUCUUCUCAUAUAUAUUCGGACAACCUCAAGUUGUUGGAUCAAUUAUGGGUAUUGUAUACUUUAUUUUGAAUGCUGCUUUUGCCUUAUUCUUAUUAAUUUUCACCAUUGUCACAUGUGUAUUGGCUUUGGUUUACAAGAACCCUGAUACUAGAUAUCAACCAAUGAAAGAUGACAGAGUCUCGUUUAUCCCAAGAUUCGAUGCUAAAGGUGGAGAUAAUAAAGCUGUUCAAAAUGAAGAAGAUUAUGAAUUGAUGGCUUUAGGUGCUACUGCUAUGAGAGGUCAUGAAAAUGGUGGUAAAGCUGCUGCAUAUGAUGAAGAAGAUUCAGUUUAUGAUGAAGAUUCUUCUGGAUUUGGUGCUCAAAAUAGACAAAAUCAAGUACAAUUCAAAACUGAUGAUCCAAAAAGAAACAGUUUAUACACUGAUAAUGCUGAACCAACACAACCAACUUCAACCAUAACUGGUAAUCCAGGAGCUGCAUUUACCAACUUUGGUAACACUGCCUAUCAAACCAAUAACAACAGUUCUUCAAGUUUCAAUAAUCCUUAUCAACAGAGAAGUGGAUUCAAUGGAUACAACCAAGGAUACAAUACUGGUGGAUAUAGUGGUAGACCAACCAAUGCUAAUAACGUCAACUUCAAGUAA
This is a messenger RNA of Yamadazyma jaroonii, 2259 nucleotides long. Lineage: Eukaryota; Fungi; Ascomycota; Pichiomycetes; Serinales; Debaryomycetaceae. The record is from the annotation of a GenBank genome assembly.